AUGGUCGGUAGUGAGAGUCGAUCAUUGACCGACCUUCCUCUCCACAUAAUUAUGGAGAUUCUCUUCUAUUUACCUUUUCAAGACCUUGAAAAUGUCGCCAAGACUUCCAAGACAUUGCGCAUUCUGAGCAAUGAAAGCAUCACUUACCAUAGGACAUUCAAAAACACAAGCAGUGCUUCUCAGUGGACAAAACGCCUGCUAUUCGAUUUUCUGCACAUUGUUGAUGGAAAGUCACGUCUGUUGGACUACAUUGACUCGCAUAACAUUUCAAUGGUAGAUGGAGUCCAUGCUUUGCAGAGCCGGUUCGAUCUGGGAGCAAGUGCACAUUUGCUAACGCAGCAAGAGCAUUUUGACGCAUUUUCUUCGCUCGAGGCACCAGAUGACGGUUUGAAGCACAGCAAAGGGCUCUCGAAAGAAUUACAGUUAAGGAAUUCCUUUGGGAUCUCGCGGCAAAUGAAUCAUACCGAUAAAGAUGGCCUAAUUUAUCUAAAAAUCCUUCAAGGCUUUCAGCGGAUCGCUACAAACAGUCACAGGUUGUUUGAGGACGAAUCCAACGAUCCCAAAAAUCACAAAGAUAGCCAUGCUCAUAAAAAAGCUACAGAGAGAUCAGAAAAGUCUAACAAAGUUACCGAGAUUGGCUCGGGUUUUUCCUCACCAGAACCAUCAAGUUCACGUCCACGCAGCCCAGAACCCAGUGAACCGGACGUAGUAAAUGCGAAAGAUGGCUCACCUAGCUCCUCGCAUGACUCUAGCUCGGCAAGCUCUCUGUUUUCGGAAGUGCCCAGAAUAUCGGACUUGACCUGGUCGUACUGUGAUGUGUUCAAAAGCGAAGAGCCCGCGAGCUCAGCUUCGGAAGGUGAAGACUCAGAUUCGAGCUCUUCGGUCAAGUAUUUGAGAGAGCUACAACGCUCCAGUAAAGUGAGUGAUAAAAAAUUCCUUUUUGAACGUUUAAACACACGACUCCAGAUAGGUCACGAACUGGGACAAUCCAAUAACGACGAGGAAAACAACUUGGCAACUAGAAGGCUGCGACACAACUCGGAGCUAGAACAAUCCAAUUCUCUUUCUUUGCGUCCCUCGCUGGAGGCUUCCGCAAGCUCGCAAGAAUUUUUGUCGAGAUACCAGGCGCACUUAGCUACAGCCGAGAAAAACAAACAGGAUGCUUCGCGCAAGAAAGGAAAACAAAGACGGCAUAACCAGGCUCCUCACAGAAGGGCACUGGUUGCUAAAAUCACGGACGAUAAUAGGAUAUUUUACGAAACACUUCAAUGA
Molecule: messenger RNA, 1272 nt
Organism: Lachancea sp. 'fantastica'
Lineage: Eukaryota; Fungi; Ascomycota; Saccharomycetes; Saccharomycetales; Saccharomycetaceae
Source: the annotation of a GenBank genome assembly